Messenger RNA from Vicia villosa (hairy vetch), 600 nucleotides. RefSeq lists its product as uncharacterized. The transcript has a single exon. The coding region runs from base 1 to 600 and encodes 199 amino acids. The record is from RefSeq and is a predicted model, not a curated record. Lineage: Eukaryota; Viridiplantae; Streptophyta; Magnoliopsida; Fabales; Fabaceae.
AUGAGAGAUCUGGCUGUGACUAGUGAUUAUUGGGGUAAGAGCAUACAGCAACAGAAAUUCAGAACUGGUGACAUGUAUGGGGAAAUUCGGGACAAUGGCAUUCCAGUCGAUUGGAGGAAAAGUUUCUUCCAUAACUUUGCUAGGCCUCGCGCAUGUUUUGUCCUGUGGCUUGCUUUGAGGAACCGGUUACCCACGAAGGAUAGACUUGAGAAAAUCCAAGUGAUAACCGAUGGUUUAUGUAGCUUUUGUGGCCAAACUGAAAGUAUAAAUCAUCUAUUCUUUACCUGCAGGUAUACUCAUGGUAUUUGGCAAAAACUUCUCACGUGGCUUGGAUACAAUAGGACUAGUGGAGACUGGACACAAGAAAGUAGAUGGUUCAGUCUGGAAACAAAUAAGAAGGGAUGGAAGAGAAAGCUGCUCAAAAUGACUAUGGCAGAGUUGAUAUACCAUGUAUGGCAAGAACGAAAUGGUCUGAUUUUCAACAAGCAACCUAUGGGGGAUGAUCCUGUCAAACAAAUUCAAUAUUUAGUGGUUAACCGAGCAUACCAUAGGAAAGAGCUUAAGGGCCAUGUGAAAUUAGAUACUUUGAAUAUUUGCUAA